CUCAAUGGAGAGUUAUCUUUCUUCGGUCCAAAGGACUUUAACAUGUCUAAGUAAAUAUUGCAAAGCAAAAGUACUUUUCUGCAACCUGUUUGAUAAUUACAACAUUUGAGUAUAUAAAUUGGAUACAGGGAGAUACUUUUAUUCGACAAAACUUUAAUCGCUAGAAACUAGAGAAGCAAACAUCCAGUUUGAUGAGAGAGACAGGGUAUUUGAUGUAUUAGAACAACACGCUUUACAAUGAGUGAUACGGAUGAGAGAGCACCAUUGUUAUCUUCGGAAAAAGGAGAAAAAUAUUCAGAGGAGAAAACCAACGAAAAGAAACAGAAAUCGGCGAAAUCAGCAACUUUCGGACAGCUGUUCCGAUAUGCCACUGCCUUGGACAAGUUCCUGAUCUUCAUAGGGAGUGUGUUCGCUAUAGCUGUGGGGGGAGGAUGGCCAGCCCUGUCUGUUAUCUUUGGGGAGCUGACCGACACAUUCGUCUCAGGGCCGGGAGGUUUUACAUUUAUCUGCGUCAAUGGAAGCCUCGUUUUAAACGGAACCGGAAACACGACCGGAAACGACUCGUCUUCUGCUGCAGACGAAUUUGAAGACAAGAUGAGCACCUAUGCCUUCUACUAUCUGUACAUAGCUGCCGUGGUUCUGGUGGCAGGGUACUUGCAGAUAAUGUGUUGGACAACGGCGUGUGAGCGACAGAUUCAUACGAUCCGGAAAGUCUACUUCCGGUCCAUAGUCAGACAACAAAUUGGAUGGUUCGACAAAAAUCAAAGCGGGGAGCUGACAACACGCCUAGCAGAUGAUAUUAAUAAAAUCAAGGAUGGGCUCGGCGACAAGUUCAGUUUUACCUUCCAAUACACAGCGCAGUUCUUCUCGGGAUUCGCCAUCGGCUUCUGGAAGAGCUGGAAGAUGACCUUGGUAAUGAUGUCCGUGACCCCUAUCCUAGCGGUCAGCGCCGCAAUCAUGUCUGUGUUUAUCAGGAACUACACGAAAAAAGAGCAGGAGUCCUACGCAGGCGCCGGAAGUGUAGCAGAGGAAGUUUUGUCUUGUAUCCGAACCGUCAUCUCAUUCAACGGACAGCGUCAGGAACAAAUUAGAUAUGAGAGCGCACUGAAGGAAACCCGCAGGAUCGGGAUCCGGAAGUCUUUCGUCCAGGGGAUGAUGAUAGGCCUCAUCAUGUUCUUUAUGUUCGGAACCUACGCUUUAGCUUUCUGGUAUGGGUCAGAUCAGGUCAAGGAUUGGUACCAUUCCUACUGUGCCGCCGAGAGAGAUGGAAUUAGCCCGGGGGAAGUUCUUACGGUGUUUUUCUGUGUGAUGAUUGGCUCUUUUUCUAUCGGAAACGCCGCGCCCCACUUGGGCUCAAUAUUCGGCGCCAAAGGAGCCGCAGCCGAAGUCUUUGAGACCAUUGACAAUGUGCCCGAAAUUGAUGGCACAUCGGACAAAGGGGAGGUGCCGGUUUCUCUGGAUGGUGACAUUGACUUUGUGGGGGUGGAGUUUAGCUAUCCAACUCGUGAAGAGGUCAAGGUAUUGAAGAAUUUCAAUCUGAAUAUUGGUCGGGGACAGACUGUUGCAUUAGUGGGCUCUAGUGGGUGCGGAAAAUCUACCGUGGUCAACCUCAUCCAGAGGAUGUAUGACCCAGACAGCGGAAGGGUUUUGCUUGACGGUAAAAAUAUAAAAGAUCUCAACACAUGCUGGCUUCGAAACAACAUUGGGGUCGUAUCGCAGGAGCCUAUUCUGUUCGGAAUGACGAUCGCAGAAAACAUCAAAUUAGGAAACACUGACGCUACCAUACAAGAAAUAGAAGAUGCUGCCAAGGCCGCUAAUGCUCACGAUUUCAUAACAAGGCUACCCAAUGGAUAUCGAACACUGGUGGGUGAAAGAGGAGCCCAACUCUCCGGGGGUCAGAAACAGAGAGUAGCCAUCGCCAGAGCUCUAGUCAGAAACCCGCGAAUUCUCCUCUUGGACGAGGCAACAUCAGCCCUGGACUCAGAGAGCGAGAAAAUAGUCCAGACAGCUCUAGAUCAGGCUCGUCUUGGUAGGACAACAGUGAUGAUAGCUCAUCGACUGACAACGGUACAGAACGCCGAUAUGAUUUACGUGGUGGACCAAGGGGAGAUAAUCGAGUCUGGUACUCACUCGGAUCUAAUGGAGAAGAAAGAGUUCUAUUAUCAGCUGGUGCAGGCUCAGUCCCUGGAGCCCGACGACAAUGGUGCUAACGGAGACGAUAAUAAAGCUCAUAUAUAUAAACGACAAAGGUCCCGUGUGUCGUCAUCAGACAAGAGUGACAAUCUAGUGAAAAGGCAAACUUCUCGUCAAGUAUCUAUCACUGAAAAGGGAAUAUCGAAAGAGAAAGAGGCGGAAGAGAAGGGGGAAGAGGAGGAGGAAGUAGAAAAACCAAAAUACUUCCGUAUUUUACGAGAAAAUUUUCCGGAAUGCCCGUUUCUAAUUUUUGGCACAUUCUUUGCUGCUAUUCAGGGAACCACGAUGCCGCUUUUUGCCGUGUUUUUUGGAGAAAUGAUCAAAGUAUUUAUUGAUAUUUACAAUACAGAUAAUGUGUUUUGGAGUAUGAUGUUCUUGGCCUUAGGUGGACUGAAUUUUGUUUCCAACUUGUUUAUGCACACAAACUUCGGCAUUGCCGGUGAAAGGAUGACGUUCAGGCUGAGGCUGAAGAUGUUCCGGGCCUACCUCAGACAGGACGCCGCCUACUUUGACGACCCCAAACACGGGACGGGAUCCCUGACCACACGGCUCGCGACGGACGCUUCUCUCAUCAAAACGGCGACUGGUUUUCGGAUAGGCACGAUUCUGUCCUCCAUCGUUAGCUUGGUUGCGGCCCUGGUGAUAGCAUUUUACUAUGGGUGGAAGCUGGCGCUGGUUGUUCUGGGCGGGGUCCCUAUACUGAUGUUGUCUAGUAGCUUGCAGAUCAAAGUUGUAAUGGGUAAACACAAAGAUGACCAAAAUAAAUUAGAAGAUGCUGGAAAGAUUGCCAGCGAGACAAUAGAAAACAUCCGUACUGUGCAGUCUCUCGCCAGGGAAAAAUAUUUCUAUGAUCUAUACUCAGAACAUCUAGAGAGCCCUCUAAGAUCUAACCUGAAACAAGCUCAGUUAUAUGGAUUUGCCUAUGGCUUUUCUCAGUGUGUUGUCUUUGCAAUGUAUGGUGGUGCUUUCCGUUUUGGGGCGUGGCAAGUUAGUGUUGGAGAUAUGGCACCAGAAAAUGUGUACAAGGUGUUUUUCGCCAUUGCUUUCACCGGAAUGACAAUUGGACAGGCCAGUUCUUUCUUGCCAGAUUAUUCCAAAGCUCAGCAUGCUGCCGGAAUACUAUUCAAAGUUCUGGAAACUAUUCCUGGAAUAGACAUAUACUCCUCCAAAGGAACAUACAUGACCACUGUGGAUGGGAGAGUUGUCUUCAAAAACGUGUCGUUUAGCUAUCCCAUGAGGCCCGAGGUGAGAGUCCUGAAGUCCCUAAGUUUCACAGUGGAGUCCGGGCAAACGGUAGCCCUGGUGGGGCCCAGUGGGUGUGGCAAGUCCACCGCCAUCUCACUGCUCCAACGAAUGUACGAUGUAGAGGACGGAGAAAUAAAUUUAGAUGGGAGGGAUAUCCGGGAUCUGAACUUGAACCGUCUCCGUUCGUUCAUUAGUGUUGUCAGCCAGGAACCCAUUCUGUUUGAUUGUAGUAUUCGGGAGAAUAUAUCAUAUGGCUUGGACACAGAUGUAGGAAUGGAUGACGUAAUAGAAGCAGCAAGGAAAGCCAACAUUCAUGACUUUAUCACAAGUCUUCCCGCGGGGUAUGAGACAGUUGUUGGAGAAAAGGGCACACAGCUGUCUGGGGGACAAAAACAGAGAGUAGCGAUAGCGCGUGCCAUCGUGCGCAACCCUAAGAUACUGCUUCUGGAUGAAGCAACUUCUGCUUUAGAUAGCGAAUCAGAAAAGCAAGUUCAGGCAGCUUUGGACGCCGCCCAGAAAGGUCGGACGUGUAUCGUGAUAGCUCAUCGCCUGUCAACGAUACAGAACUGUGACGUCAUUUUUGUGAUUGAUGAUGGACAGGUUGUUGAGAGUGGCUCUCACCAGGCGCUGUUGUCGUUAAAGGGAGUGUAUUCCGCUCUCGUCAGCGCUCAGCAAUUUACAAAAUAACCAUCAUAGCUUUAGGAUGAUCAGUUUACAUGUUGUGAUUUGUAUGUCUUAUUGAUUGAACGUCUUUCUUCUGAUUUGUAGUUGCUGGUCAAUGAAUUUGGUUUAAUUUUGUUCUUUGUGUGAACAAAAGAAUCAAAGACGCACAUUUUAUCUAUAUUAGUUUAUCAAUCAAAAGCUAAAAAAUGAAAGACGUAUUUUAAUAGAUGAAAAUUUUAUACACAGGGACACAAAUGCUCUGUUGAAGUUUCCUAUUGACUUAAAUAUUUUUUUUUAGAAUAGAUAAAAACCAGUGCGUAUAUGAAACCAUUUUUGAUAUGUGUUUAAAUAAUUAACUGUUGUAAAUGAAAUCUAUGUAAUCAUGAAUUUAUUCGAUUA
This is a messenger RNA of Magallana angulata, 4500 nucleotides long. RefSeq names its product ATP-dependent translocase ABCB1-like. Bases 238 to 4125 code for a protein of 1295 amino acids. The transcript has 28 exons. NCBI's taxonomy places the organism in Eukaryota, Metazoa, Mollusca, Bivalvia, Ostreida, Ostreidae. The record is from RefSeq and is a predicted model, not a curated record. Gene Ontology annotation, cellular component: membrane. Gene Ontology annotation, biological process: transmembrane transport. Gene Ontology annotation, molecular function: ATP hydrolysis activity; ABC-type transporter activity; ATP binding.